Psylliodes chrysocephalus is the source of this 324-nucleotide messenger RNA. Lineage: Eukaryota; Metazoa; Arthropoda; Insecta; Coleoptera; Chrysomelidae. The record is from the annotation of a GenBank genome assembly.
AUGAUCACUUUAUUGCUGAAAAUAACUAUCGUGGUGCCGGCCAUGAUACUUGUAAUGUUUCAUAAUUUGAGUGGAUAUGAUUCUCAUUUUUUAAUUAAAGAUAUUGCCGUCAAUUGGGAGGGGAGCAUAGAUGUACUUCCAUUGACUAAAGAAAAAUUUAUGAAUUCAGGAUUAGAAGAAUUAGAUUCAUAUCUGACGGAGUUUUUACAUAUGAUAAUGGAAUUUCCGGAACUUGAUGAUGGGUAUUUAAAUUUGUUGCGAAGGAAAGGUGUAUUUCCUUACGAUUAUCUCGAUAACAUUAACAAAUUUGAACAGACCAUUUGA